Messenger RNA from Dendrobium catenatum, 1472 nucleotides. Its product is annotated as NAC transcription factor 32. The record is from RefSeq and is a predicted model, not a curated record. NCBI's taxonomy places the organism in Eukaryota, Viridiplantae, Streptophyta, Magnoliopsida, Asparagales, Orchidaceae. Bases 76 to 1056 code for a protein of 326 amino acids. The transcript is spliced from 3 exons. Gene Ontology annotation, molecular function: DNA binding. Gene Ontology annotation, biological process: regulation of DNA-templated transcription.
UCUUUCCCUCCAACUUCUGCAGGCCAGCUCCUGUUAUCAGUCUUUUUUAAAACAGCGAAGCCUCUCUCCCAUAAUAUGUCGAACAACUCGCCGUCGCUUCCGCCGGGCUUCCGAUUUCACCCUACUGACGAGGAGCUCAUCCUCCAUUAUCUCUGCAAGCGGGCGUUAUCAACUCCUUGCCCGGUCGCAAUCAUUGCUGACAUCAAUAUAUACAAAUUCAAUCCAUGGGAACUGCCUGGAAAAGCUUUGUUUGGGGAGAGGGAAUGGUAUUUCUUCAGCCCUCGUGACCGCAAGUACCCCAACGGAGUCCGGCCGAACAGGGCAGCCGGGUCCGGUUACUGGAAGGCGACCGGAACCGACAAACCGAUCACGGCGAGUCAAUGGAAGGAGAACAUUGGCGUCAAGAAGGCUCUGGUGUUCUACAAGGGAAAGCCCCCCAAGGGUGUGAAGACCAAUUGGAUCAUGCACGAGUACAGACUUGCUGAAAACCUUCACAGCAACCAAAGCAAGCAGUUGAAGAUCAGAGAAGGAUCGAUGAGAUUGGACGACUGGGUGCUCUGCCGGAUCUAUCAGAAAACCCGGCAUCAUUCCCCGGUGGAUCGAGAGCAAGACGACGAUGCAGGAAUGAAGAACUUGGCAGAUUCUAGCAAGAUUCACAAGUCUUUCUCUGUAUCUGAGUUCCUCGUCGAGGAGGCUGAUUUCUCUCUGCUGUCAGGGUUGCUCGAAACACCCAUGAAUGCGCCAUUAACGAAUCAUGAUCCCAUGACUAACUCAAAUUUAAACUAUUCAUUCACAAAUAACAACGGUAACUACAAUGAAAGCUGCUACAGCUCACAACCAACACAAUCACAAUCUUCCGUUUUGAACGCUGAAAACAAUCUGAAACGCCAGAGAACGCUGGAAAAUUAUUGUUUUGACGAUUUUGGAAGCCAACUGAACCCUUCAAAGAAGCUCCGAAAUUCAAACAUUUUCGCCCAAUUUUACAACCCUUUGGACAUCUCUCAACCUUUCUUCAAUCAGCAACUGCAGCUGAAUCCUCACUUGGGAAUGCAGUGAGCAUAAAUUUCAUCAAGAUCACAGCUUUAAGAACAAAAUGGACUUUGAUUAAAGAGCAAAUUGCUCAUUCUAUUAGUACUGUCUCCGGCACAGAAUGUAAAGGAGUUGUGCAAGGAUUUUGAUAGGAAGAAUGGAUGAAAAUGGUUGAAGUGCUUCAAUGGCGUCCUUAGAAAAAAAAAAAAAAAAAACUGAGUAGAACAUAGGGGUGGGGGUUAUUUUCAUAUCUCAAUUAUGUUAUGUAUUUUAUAAUUAGAAUUUAUUUUUAUGUCAUAUUUAGCAAAACUUACGAAGCUAAAUGAGCCCCAGAUUUUUCAGAUGUUCAAACAACAAUUCCCUUCAAACUGUCAGUUUUUCAAAGAGAUUCGCUGUGGCUAUUAAUUUAAUCAAUUAAUGAAUGUGCUUAUCUCUUAGUCUCA